AUGGCCCCCUCUGGAAGCUCUCGACGAGCGCAAUCGCAAUGGCCUCCAGCGCCCUGCGUUGAGGAAGAGCCCCAGUCUCUCUCAAAGGAGCUAAACGGUCUCUCCAAGCUCGGAGAUAAACCGGGGGUUGACGGUGUUCAUACAAGAGGGGCUGUCAAUCAGUAUCCCAUCAUAGUCUACGCCAGCUCGCCCCCUCCACUGUCUACCUCCCCCGCCAGUGUUCCCAGUGUGCCUGAACUCGGGAGUGCAUCUUCGGAUGAAAGUUCAGGGCCAAUGACACCACCUCCUCAAGAGCCGACCUUCCGGAAUACCGUCAGGUUUGCGACGGAUGAAACGCCAAAACGUACGCUGCCCUCAAUUGCAAGCCAACCACGCGGCCCACCAUCUCGGCCCCUCGCUCAACAACAGCCCACCCGAGAUCUUAAUACACAGCGGGAGCCCCAACCACCAUCUCAUCACUGGAAUGGCAACUCUAGCAGACACAUGCCACCAACUCAAAAAAAGUCUGGCUCCCGUGGACCGAUUGCGCCGGAUCGCAGUGGUGAUCAAGCUCCCAUGCAUGACAAGGACUAUGUACAGCCAGUCAAGACAUCCAUUGAUCGAUCGAACAGUGUUAGACAAGUCCCUUCAACAACACGACAAAUGAAAGAAUGUUUUCGACGCGAGCCUAGCUCGGGAUACUUGUCCGAUUCGACCAUGGCCACCACAUGCAACAGAUCACCCUCAAAUCAGCCCCAGGUGCCUGUUUCCACAGCCCCUAGAUCAGCUCUGCCAAAUGGGCCCACCAUCGCAGAACGAAUUGAGGAGAAACUUCGCCAACGACAAGAGCAGCGGGACCUGGGGACUCUGUCGGCCCCGAAGGCACAGCGAAUGCCCACAACUGCGAAGCCUGUUAAACCGAGUCCUCUCAACACCUCUCUGCCACCUCCACCUCCACCUCCUGAUCCUGCCUCUGCUUCGGUAUCACACCCCCCUUCGCGUGCGCCUCAGCCUGUCCCUGCCCAGCGAACACAGCAGGAAGUGCCCCCUGCCUCGCGUGCCCGCGCGACAUCAGUAACAGUGCCCCCCACGCGGUCGAUGUCUGCAUCUCGCUAUUCCUCACGACCAUCGUCUGAGGUUACCAAGUCUACAUCAACUCAAAUUGCAACUCAACUCAACCCCGACGGGUCAUUGGCUCACCCCGCACCUCCUAGGCCCUCAGGCACAUCACCACAGCGCCCCGACUCAGUCGGUCUGGGCCUCUCUCCAUGCCCACGAACCAUCGCCGUAGCAGGCUACCAAGACUGGUAUACGCUCAAAGGCCUCACCCACCUGGACAUCUGCCCAUCCUGCAUGAGUCAAAUCGCGCACUCCCGCUAUUGCGACUACUUCAUCCCAAGCCUCUCAAAACCAGCCGGGCAAAAGACACGAUGCGCCUUCGCCAACGCAUGGACCCGUCUCGCAUGGACCCAGAUGAUUAAAAAGCAACACGACAGCCUAGAGCUCCUGUACCAAAUGACACGCCCACCUCCCGGCACACGCCCCUGUUCAGGCCGCAUCGUCGCUGAACAAUACUGGCACCGCAUCUACGACCCCAAAACCGGCAGCGACCUCUCGGGCUUCCACGUCUGCAGUAGUUGCGCGCGCAAUAUCCGCAUCCUCAUGCCCUGUCACCGUGAAACUUUCCAACCGAGCUCAGAGCCCACGGAGCGUGUCUGCGAUUUCGUCACAUCCAGUCCGCGGUUCGUGAAAUUCAUCGAUCUCCUCGAUGCAUCUGCCUCCUGUGCUGAAUCUGACUCCUCAUGUACUCGCCGUCCGGAUACGCGUGAGUUUCUCACCUACGCGCGGCGCAAGGUCAUGCUGCGUGAUUGUCGUCGUGAUAGGCCUGCUCUUGGUACGUGGCACUUUAUCCCAUCGCUGCCAGAGAUGUGUGUCUGCGAAGACUGCUACGAUGAGGUUGUCUGGCCUCUGGCAAGAUCGAAUCAUCCUAUUGCAUGCAUGGUCACGACGAAAUUGCGGAUCUUGCCUGGUGAUGGGCCUGGUCGGACCCGUGAGGCGAGCUGUCAGCUUUACUCGCCGCGCAUGCGGGCGAAGUUCCGGGAAGCAGUUGUGCGGGAUGAUUUGGAGUUGUUGCGGUCUGUUGCGCAGAGGAGGGCUGAGGCUGAGAGGCGGUUUCUUGAUCGGAGGGAGGAGCUAUUGAUUGCUCAGUCGAAGGGGUAUAAUUGUGAUGAGGAGAUGAGGAAGGCUGUUGGUGAAUGGAGAAGGUGGGAGUGA
Molecule: messenger RNA, 2253 nt
Organism: Penicillium digitatum Pd1
Lineage: Eukaryota; Fungi; Ascomycota; Eurotiomycetes; Eurotiales; Aspergillaceae
Source: RefSeq, a predicted model, not a curated record